Molecule: messenger RNA, 5742 nt
Organism: Prorocentrum cordatum
Lineage: Eukaryota; Dinophyceae; Prorocentrales; Prorocentraceae
Source: the annotation of a GenBank genome assembly
GUCUCCCUGGACUUCCUCUCCCCCGCAGCCGUCUCCGCGUGGGACCAGGCCAGCUUCGAGCUCUCCGGCACGCCCGGGUCGCCUUCCGCGACCUCCCGCCUGCGCAGCGCCGCGGCGGCGGGCGGCGGCGGCCCGCUGGAGCUGCCCGGCGGCGGCCUGCUGCUCGGCACGCCCGCCUCGGCCACGUUCCAAGCCAACCUGCUGUCGGAGCAGCGCUCCACGCAGAUCGAGGCGGCGAUGCAGCAGUCGCCGCCGGUGCAGCGGCGGCCGGGCGACGCAACGCUCCCGCUGGCGGGCGCCGCGGCGCCGCCGCAGGGGCCCAGCUUCGAGGACGACCUGCGGGCCUUCGAGGCCGCGGCCGUGGAGCUUCGGCGGCGGCUGCUGCUGGACCACCUGAGCCUCGAGAACCAGGAGGAGGCCGAGCAGCGGCGGCAGGAGGCCGAGAGGAGGCGCCAGCAGGAGGAGCGCAAGAAGCAGCUGGUGGAGAAGCUGCGCAACGCCAUGACGCCGAAGAAGCGCGUGGACAUGCGGGUGAAGGAGCUGACCGAGAGCGGCUGGGACCUCGAGAUGUCGGGCCUGACGAUCCCGAUGCAGGGCUUCCGCGGCGCCGCGGCCGCCGGGGGCCGCGCCGAGCACGUGGAGGUCGUCAACGUGACCGCGCUGCAGGGCCGCUGCCUCUGCCUCGGCGCGGGCUCCACGGGCGGCCAGGUGGACCGGAUCCUGCGGCAGCGCUCGCAGGAGAGGCGCUGGGAGGCCCGGGCCAGGGAGACGGGCCGCAGGGCGGUCGACCACGUGGCCCUGAACAGAGCGGAGGGCAGCAUCAAGAAGGCGAGGAGCGAUCGCAUCGGCGAGAUGGCCGGGAGGGCGAAGGCCAUGCAGGGGGAGGCGUCGGAGCGGAGGAGGAGGAGGGCGAUCCAGGAGGUCCAGAGCCAGCUGAAGGCGACGUCGCUCUCGAGGGUCGCUCCGACGGAGAGCACUGGGCGUGGGCUCUCGCCGGCCCGGGACGCCAGCCCGCAAGCCCGCCAGGACGCCGGGCCCGGCAGGCUGCUCUCGGACGCCCCGGUCAUCCCAGAGCAAGCGUCGAGGCGGUCGUCCGCCUCCGCGCCCCUCGCCGCGGAGCUCCUCCACCCAGCGCGGCGGCCGUCGCGCCGCAGCUCCCUCGCCAGCCUCCCCAGCGCCCAGCGGCGCGGCUCGCUGGCCAGCGCGCUGGGCUCCUCGCGCCGCGGCUCGGUGGCGAGCUCCGGGGGCGGCUCGCCCCACCACGGUCGUGGCAGGCGCAGGGCGAGCGCCGUCGGCCGGCUCGAGACGCGCGCGGAGCACCGGAACCCGGGCCGGCUGGGCAGGCUCGGGCUGGCGACCCGCGGGGUCUUCUUCCUCGCCUCCCUUCUCAACGUGGUCCGGGAGCGGCGCCAGGCGGCGGACACGGUGCAGCACUUCUGCCGGCACCUGGCGCAGAUGAACAACCUGGCCCAGGGCGUCAACUCGCUCAUGCGGCGCCUGCGGCGCCUGCAGUUCCACGUGCGCCAGUUCUUCGCCCGGAAGGCGGCCUGGAGCGAGCGCGCCGCGGGCGUGUGGGAGAAGGCCGAGGACGAGUACCUGGAGAGGACGGUGGGCCUCUCCUCCCAGCUGCGGGCCCAGCAGGGGCAGGCGGGCGUGCCCGCCGCCAGGGCGCCCACGCCCGCGCGCGGCAGCCCGGCGGCGCGCGGCACGCUGCAGCAGCCGCGCGGCACCGCCUCGUGGAUGGAGGACGUGGAGAAGCUCGUGGCGGAGAAGGCGGACUGGAAGGCCUUCAGGAUACCGGCGGCGCACCGGAAGGUGGCCCUGGGGCGCUGGUACAUGUCUCGCGUGCGCGCGGUGGUUGCAAGCCAGCAGCGGUGGAACAUGCUGAUCGAGGCCGUGUGCGCCAGCGAGGCGAGCCUGCGCAGCUGGCUGGAGAUCUGCAACAUCAGCUCGCCGCGCCUGGCCGCGACCACGAAGUCCAUGCAGGAGCUGGAGAUGGAGAGGUUCCGGUACCUGCUCGAGAAGAGCAGGCUGGAGGACUUCGUCGCCUUCGGGGAGCAGGACGCGCUGGCGCUCAUCCAUGCCGCCGCCAGGGAGCUGCGGGAGAGCCCGGGGCUCGCGCUGCAGCGGCACCCCGCGAACAGGGACUCGGCCAGCGGGACGCCGGCCCCGCCGAGCCUGCGGAAGCAGACCGCCCGGGGCCCGGGCUCCCUAUCCGGCGGAUCCCGGCCGCCCCCCUCGAUGGUCGGCCCAAGGGCCAGCAGCGCCAGCCAGCUGCGCAGGCCCACCGUGGAGACCAGGCGCCGCCAGGCUCUCAGCCAGAGCUUUCCGCCGCGGCUCGCGGCCGCGGCGGCCGCCGCGGCGAUGGCCGCCUUCUUCUCGGACAGCGACGACGAGAGCGGCGGCUCACUCGAGCGCGAGGCGGGCCCGCCGGCGGCUCCGCACGCCGGCGCGCCGCACGCCGGCGGCGCGACGCCAGCCACGCCGCCCGUGCGCCCCGCGCCCGCGGCGGCCGCCACGUCGCCCGCGCAGCCGCCGCCGCAGCGCGCGGCCGCGGCCGCCGGCAGGGCCGCGCCGGGCCGCGGGCGCGCGGCGGCCGGGCGCACGCCGGGCGGCGGGCGCACGCCGGGCGGGCCGCCCGCCGCCGGCCGCGGCCAGGCGACGGGCGGCGCGGCCCCGCCGGGCAGGCCGGCGGCCGCCGCCGCCGCCGCCGGCCGCGGGCCGGGGCAGGCGGGCGCCGCCGCGGGCCGCGGUGCGGGCGGGCCUGCGGGGCAGGCGGGCAGGCAGGCGGCCGGCGGGCCGGCGGCGCAGGCGGCGCGCACGCCGGCGGCGGGGCAGGCGCGGCGCGCCUCGCAGGGGCGGCAGGGCGGCGGCAUGCCUGUGGCCGGGCGCCCGGGCGCGGGCUCGGAGCAUGCGGAGCUGGAGCAGAAGGUGGCGGAGCAGAGGAGGACGCUGGCCAGCUGGGAGCAGAGGCGCAACUCCCUGAGGAAGAAGGCGGAGACCGAGGAGCAGCGCACGGCGGCCCUGGAGGCGGAGAAGCAGGAGAACGAGAGCAGGUGGGCUGGCUGGCAGCACAGCUUCGAGGCCGAGACGGAGGAGGAGCAGCGGGCGCUCGAGCUUCAGCUGCUCGAGUGGUGCCCGAUGCAGCGCGAGGACGACUCGGCGGCGCUGCAGCGUGCGCUGCUGGACGACGUGGCCCGCGCGCGUGACGCGUUCCGCGGCCAGGCGGACGCGCUGCUGGAGUGCAACAGGCACCUGGUCGAGGGCAACCGGCUGCUGCAGGGCGUCGCGUCGGAGCAUUCCGCCGAGCUGGCGGAGCUUCGGGCCAGGGCCGCGCGGCUGCGGCACGAGGAGCCGAAGCGGGAUGCGAUGUGUGUGGUCCACGGGCUGUACGCCAAGCUGGGCCAGGAGGAGCUGCGCGAGGAGCUGCUCCGGCUCAACGCCGCGCUUGCGGCCCCCGCCGCUGGGCGCCACAGGAGGCUGCAGCGCCUGAGCGAAGAGGCGGCGCAACUGCGGGCGGAGGAGGCGGAGAACGCGCGCCUGCACGAGGCGGUGCUGGACGAGGUCGCCGCCCAGAGGUCGAAGCUGGAGGCCCUGGCGCGGGGUGGCCCGGAGCAGGCGCGGCCCGGGCCGCACGCGGGCGCCGAGAGCUGCGCGGAGCCGGCGUCGAGCGAGGCCAGGCUGGAGGCGGCAUUGCGGCACCUGCAGGAGGGGCAGGCGGCGACCGCUGCUGCGCAGGCGGCCGAGAGGGAGGGCAGGCUGCGGGCGGCGCGGGCGGAGGCCGCGCGGGCCCUCCGCGUGGAGCACGAGCUGCUCACGGAGCUGCAGGCGGCGCGGGAGGCCAAGGGCUCGAGCCCGGGGCGCUUCUGGCCGCUCCCGCGGGAGGGCGUCGUGCGCUACGCCGUCCACGACCUGCCCCCCUCGCCGCCGCUGCCGGGGCCCCCGACGCGGGCGACGCAGGACUCCACGCCUCCGCCGCCGAGCCCCCUCGGCGGCAGCGCGCAGGGCUGCGGCGCCCCGUCGCCUCCGGGCGAGCAGGGGAGCGGCGCCGCGGCAGAGGCGCGCCCCGGCGCGGCGCCGCGGCAGCGGUCGCCGGCCUCGGCGGCCGAGGGCCCGCUGCGGCCCGUGCGGAGCGUGGUGUCCAGCCGGCUGGCGCUGGGGGAGCAGCUGCGGCGCUGGCAGGCGGAGCGGCGCAGGCCGAGCGGCUACGGCCUCGCUGCGGCGGGCGAGGUGAGCCUCAUCACCGCAGAGAUCGAGCACGUCGACUGCGACGCGCUGGACGCGCUGGUGAAGGAGGGCGUCGAGGUGCAGCCCUCCCCCGACACGAUCCGCCUGAUCCAGGACAAGUUGAACCAGAAGCUGCACUUCGAGGCUCACGGGGUGGCGCUGGGGCCCUUCAUGGACACGCCCAACGAGGACGCCAUGCGUAAGGCCGGCGACAAGUUCGGCUACCCCUACAUGCUCAAGGCCCGGAAGGGCGCCUACGACGGCAAGGGCAACGCCGUGGUGGCGUCCGCGGAGGGCAUCCCCGCGGCCCUGGCCAGCCUCGGCGGACAGGCGUGCUACGCGGAGAAGUGGUGCCCCUUCGAGAAGGAGGUGGCCGUCAUGGUCGUGAGGAGCAGCAACGGGGACACGCGCUCCUACCCAGUGGUGGACUUCACCGCGAAAAACAGCAUCUGCCACACCACCAUCUGCCCUGCUGCGUCCCCGCCGGGCGUACAGGAUGCCGUGCGCGAGGUGGCCACGCAGGCAAUCCGGAGCCUGGGCGCCGGGGCGUCGGGCAUCUUCGGCGUGGAGCUCUUCCUGUUCUCGGACGGGUCCGUCACCCUGAACGAGGUGGCGCCACGCCCGCACAACUCCGGCCAUUACACCAUGGAGGCUUGUGGCUGCGAUCAGUUCGAGGCGCACGUGAGGGCCGUGAUGGGCCUCCCCCUGCCGGACGACACCAGCCUCCGAGUGGGCGCCGCCUUGAUGAUCAACGUCGUCUCGCACGUGACCGAGCCCACGGCGGCGACGCCUGCCGCAGAGUUCGCGCGCCUGUGCAGCGUGAAGGGGGCCGGGGGCCACUGGUACGGCAAGGCGUCUGCAUCCAGGGGCCGUAAGAUGGCGCACGUGACGGUCUGCGCCCCCAGCGUCGGCGAGCUCGUCGAGCGGCUCGCCCCCGUGGCCGACCUCGUGGGGAUAGGCAUGCCCAAGGCGCCGCCGCAUGUGGGCGUCAUCAUGGGGUCGGACAGCGACCUCCCGUGCAUGAAGGAGGCCUGUGACGCGCUCAGGGAGUUCGGGGUGCCCUACGAGUGCACCGUGGUCUCUGCGCACCGCACUCCGGACCGCAUGGUGCAGUACGCCAGGGAGGCAGCAGGCCGCGGCCUCCGCUGCAUCAUCGCGGGUGCCGGCGGCGCCGCCCACCUGCCGGGGAUGGUGGCGGCGCUCACCACGCUGCCCGUCAUCGGGGUCCCGGUGAAGACCUCUGCGCUGUCCGGCGUCGACUCCUUGUACAGCAUCGUGCAGAUGCCGAAGGGCGUGCCCGUGGCCACCGUGGCCAUUGGCAAUGCCAGGAACGCGGGCCUCCUCGCGGUCCGCAUGCUCGCCGGGUGCGGCGGCGACGCCGCGCUGCUGGCCAGGCUGGCCAGGGCGCAGGAGGAGUCCCGCCGGGAGGUGGAAGACAAGGCCGCCUCCCUGGAGGAGCUUGGCGAGGCAGCCUACCUCGAGCGGUCUGGCAAGAAGUCGGCCACCGUCAUGUGA